GCAAGCGCAUCCCUCCCUCUCUCGCUCCCUGCCCUUACGCCCAUCGGUGAUGACAAAUCUUCGCUCUGCCUCCAUUGGCCCGGCCCUCGGCUCCACGGGACCCAAUUGGACGUGGUGGGAGGGCUGCCGAUGUUCAAAGGUGGCGCUAUAUUGCCCAGUGGACCCCCCUCAGCCUUUCCAGCCCUGCAUCACAUCCAACGCGCGCUCUCGGCGCACAGGGGGGGGAGUCGCGCUCCCUCGCCCGCGCUUGCUCGUCUCUCUUCUCUCUCUCUACCCCGCGCGGAUGAUGAUGGCACGAGACGGCACACACCCGCAUCGUCCAUCUCAUCAUCAUCGUCUUCCUUUAGAGGAUAUGCGUGCUGUCUAGAGGAUAAGGGGAAAGAGGUCUGUGCAGAAGUCUGGUGGUCACACUCCAGGCUGGCACGUUCCUCGUAGCCAACGUAUUCAUCCUCAUCUCGUCGUCCGUCAUCAUCAUUCUGUUCCUCUUCCAAACAGAAGCCACCUCCAUCAUCGUCAUCCUAUCCCCAUCACAAUAAUCAACUUUACUCGUCAAAUCAGCUGCCAUCAUCAUCAUCACCAACAACAACCACGAACGCCUUUUCGGCUCCUGCUCCCAGCUGAUUGCUGGAGGGAGCCUCCGGAUGGCUACCGAGGUGCUGCUGAGGACCCGACGCGCAGAACCAGCCGGAGCCACGAGAGAUGUCCGGGUUCGCGGUUCGACACCAGCUACACGCCGGUCCGCGCUGGUUCAGUUGCAACCACAGCAGCAGCAGCAACAACAGCAGCAACGUCAUCUUCACCAGCAGCAACGGCAGCAAUCGCCGUGCACUUCCUCAACUGCAGCAGCAUCCUCCCCGUUCACUUACUCCUGCUCGGCUUCGCGAGUCAAACCGGGACGUCCUGGGUCUCCGGUUGCCACCGCCGCCGCUGCUGCCACUCCCGGCUUGGCUCAUCGCGGAGUGCGGAGACACCAACACACGCACAACCUGAAGCAUCGCUACGAGUUCCUGGAGACCUUGGGCAAGGGGACGUACGGCAAAGUGAAGAAGGCGAUCCACAGGGCGAGCGGGCGCAAGGUGGCGAUAAAGUCAAUCCGCAAGGACAAGAUUAAGGAUGACGGCGAGAUGGUGAACAUCUGGCGGGAGAUCGAGAUCAUGUCGUCGCUGAGCCACUCCAACAUCAUCGGCGUCUACGAAGUGUUCGAGAACAAGGACAAGAUCGUGAUGGUGAUGGAGUGCGCCGAGGGGGGGGAGCUCUACGACUUCCUCAGCGCGCGUCGCCGCCUCCCCGACGCCGAGGCACGGCGUCUCUUCCGCCAGGUCGUCUCGGCCGUGCACUGCUGCCACAAGAACGGUGUGGUUCACAGAGAUCUGAAGUUAGAAAACAUCCUCCUGGACGAGAACAACAACAUCAAGCUCGCGGAUUUUGGCCUCUCGAGCCAGUUCCACGGUGACCGACUGCUCCAGACGUUCUGCGGAAGCCCCCUGUACGCGUCGCCCGAGAUCGUCAACGGACGCCCCUACCGAGGCCCCGAGGUGGACAGCUGGGCCCUGGGCGUGCUGCUCUACACGCUGGUGUAUGGGACGAUGCCCUUCGACGGGCGUGACCACCGCACACUCGUGCGCCAAAUCAGCAGCGGCGACUACAAGGAGCCCACACAGCCCUCCGAUGCGUGCGGCCUCAUCCGCUGGAUGCUCAUGGUGAACCCGGAGCGCCGUGCCAGCAUCGAGGACGUCGCCAGCCACUGGUGGGUCAACUGGGGUCACAGCGGCUCGCUGUGCGACUGCGACGCCCGCACGCCCCCCACCGGCUCGCCCGCCCGCUCCCGUGGCUGGUCCUACCCGCAGCCGGCGCUCGACUCUCACCAGCGCUGGAAGGCGGCGGCGGCGGUGGUGGCUGCGGCGGCAGCCGGCGGCGAGCAGCGCGACGGCGAGGAAGACGGCGCCGGCAUGGCCGCUCGCCCGGCGGGAUCGGCGCUCGCCGCCCGGUGCCUGCAGAAGUCUCGCAAGGAGAACGACGUCAGCCACACUCAGGCCGCCGGCACUGGCGGCGCCGGCGCCGGCGCCGGCAGCGACCCCCAGCCGAUCGCGGCUCGAGCGCCGGCGCGGAAGCCCAAGAGCAUUCUGAAGAAGCGCAGCGACUUCGCCGAGCGCUCGCAGCCGGCCGCGCGCAGCCUCGACAGCUACACCUCCUCCGCCGCCGCCGGCGCCCGCUGCAGCUUCCCGGACGACGCGGAGCUGCCAAAGCGCGCGCCGUCGCCGUCGCGGUGCCGCCCCGCCGCGUCCGCCGGCGGCACCGCGAAGAUGCCGCGGAAGGGGAUCCUCAAGAACGGUGGCGGGGGCGGCGCCGGUGGCGGGGGCCAGCGGGAGAGCGGAUACUACUCGUCCCCCGAGCGCAGCGGCUCGCUGGACAUGACGGCGCUGCUGGCGGUGCGGACGGGCGGCGGGGAGCCGGACGGGAGCGGCGCCUGGCGCUCGGUUCUCACGACGCCGCCUCCGCGCAGAGGCAGCAGCGGCUUCGUGGUGUUGCGCCACAAGGGCAUCCUGAAACGCCACGGCAAGUUCUCCCAGAGGCCCGCCGGUCUCGGCGCGGAGGCCCCGCCGGCAGCGCGCGUGUCGCGAUCGCUCGGCGAUCUGCUCCUGCUCGGCGAUGCCGGGGGUGGCGGAGGGGGCGGCGGUGAGCGGGGCUCCGGUGCCGGAGGCAACCUUCAGAGUCGCCCUUCGAGCGUGAUGAGCGACGACAGCAUCCUGUCGAGCGAGUCGUUCGACUGUCUGGACUUUCAGGAAGAUGUCGUGGACGGGCGCAAUGUCGCCGCCGCCGCCGCCACCGCCGUCACGAUCGGCCUGAGACCGUCCAAGAGCCGAGAGCCCAGCGAGGAAUCGGUGUUUGAUGACGACGACGACGACGACGAUGACGAGGACGACGACGACGUCUCCUCUGCGAUGAAUACUUAUGAGCGAGUGUUGCAGUUGAGUCCGAGGCUCAUUUGACCUCGAGGAUGUCGCUCAGACGCUCGCCCACGCGCACGCACGCGUGGCCACGCACGCACGCACGCGUGGCCACGCGAUAUCGCAUUAAUUUAAUUUUUAUUUUUUAUCGCCGCGUAUGUUCACGCGUAAUCUGUGCCAAACGCUGCAACGACUACUGGAGGCUCGGCGGGGUGGGGGGGGGGGAGAAAGUUGUAAAGAGUAACUAAACGGCAAGUGAGGAACAAACCAAAGUCGAUUUCUUACGAAUCGUGGAUGAGUUCAUAACCAAAUACUCGCGCGACGUUUCGAUAGCUUUAGAGGUGGCCUGGUGGCCGGGUCAGUCCUGCUUAUGUUCUGGGUUCAAUUCCAGGUUUCAGCCCAGCUACCUGUGAUUAUUACACUUUUACUUUGCGAGUGUUAAGCAAGUUUAUUAUGGGUUUUGGUUUUGGCCUUGGUCACAAAGCAAAAUCAGCAAUGUCAAAUUGGGUUUGGCAUUUAUUGUUUUAUUUAUGCAAAUAUUUCACCUGGAUCGUCACUUGAGAUGGAACAUCUCAUUUGCAAAGGGUUUCCAGGUUGUCUGUUGCUACACGCAUAGCAAACGCGUAAUGACGUGUAUAUAUACAUACACAUGUGUGUAUGUGUAUAUAUACACAUCUAUAACCUACAGAACGUCUGCCCAUCUUGAUUGGCAUAGAAGACCUAUUGAGAAUCCCACGAAGUGGUACUCAUUUUAAUUCCCCCUGGACGCACGAUGGUCGGCUGAGUCAACCCCCGGACCAGGAUUUAAACUAACGCUUUCCGAGUCUGAGCCGCCCACUCUAAGGCUCGAAUCAGCUUGGCCAGUCGACACUUUGACCUUUGAUCGACAUGCGACAAAUAAACUUUACAGGGUGUAUGAAAAGAUAUGACCCCCCCCCUCCCCCACCGUGUGUGCUAAUUAAGACGCUGUUAAAUGGACUUCUAAAGUAGUUCUGUAGUAUCUUCUUCCAGGGGUUUGUUCUCUGACACACGGUGAUGCACUACUAGCUAUGGAGCUCGGAACGGAUAAUUCUCGGACAAACCAAAACAAAAUAUAUUCUAAACUAAACUAUUUUUUAUUUUACCAGAUAAGGCCCACUGAGCUAUUUAGCUCUUUUUCAGAAGCGACCUGGCCACAAAUAAUAGCUCAACGAAGUGGCAUAUCGUG
Messenger RNA from Petromyzon marinus (sea lamprey), 4155 nucleotides. Its product is annotated as NUAK family SNF1-like kinase 1. Gene Ontology annotation, molecular function: tau-protein kinase activity; ATP binding. The record is from RefSeq and is a predicted model, not a curated record. NCBI's taxonomy places the organism in Eukaryota, Metazoa, Chordata, Hyperoartia, Petromyzontiformes, Petromyzontidae. Gene Ontology annotation, cellular component: cytoplasm. Gene Ontology annotation, biological process: protein phosphorylation; intracellular signal transduction; microtubule cytoskeleton organization.